AAGAGAGAGAGAUACCCAGUGGCAGGGGCGUUAAAUAACCACCUUCGCCGCUUCCAAAUUUCUACUUCUUUCUUCUUGGCUUCCCCUCCACUUUCCCUAGUCCAAAUCACAUAAGACACAUGGACAUAUAGAGGCAGAAAUUUGAUCAAAUAUAUCUAAAAUAAUACUCCCAUUCUUUUUUUCUUUUGUUAAUGAUUGAGUAAACCCAUGUAGUUAUAAAAUUACGUAUAAUUAUCAAACGGAAAGAGUUUCUAUUUCAUUUCAAAAGAUGUCUCUAAUGGCGGCAAGGACGAGGAUUACCAGAGCGCUCUGCAAUUUACCGCACAAACCAAAGUUGCAGGUGGUUCUUGGAAAUGGGCCUGAUGGCAUUUGGGUCGACCCAAUUGGGAGUCCGGUGUCAUCAUUUUCCACGUCGGCUGCUGUUCAGUCACCGGUAGAAGAGUCGCCGUCGAGGCUAUUUGGGCUAGUGAAAGAGUAUGAAGAUUAUAGAAGGGCUUUAUAUGGUGGGCUUACACAUAAAGCUCUUCUUGUUGAUGCUGUGGGUACCCUCGUUAUUCCCUCUCAGCCCAUGGCUCAGAUUUAUAGGCAAAUUGGUGAGAAGUAUGGAGUGGAGUAUUCUGAAGCUGAGAUAUUGAAAAGAUACAGAUGGGCUUAUGAACAGCCUUGGGUUAGAUCUAGGCUCAGAUAUGUUAACGAUGGAAGACCAUUUUGGCAACAUAUAGUUAGUUCUUCGACUGGUUGUUCUGAUUCUCAGUACUUUGAGGAGCUAUAUAACUACUAUACUACUGAAAAGGCUUGGCAUCUUUGUGAUCCAAAUGCUGAGAGGGUAUUCGAUGCUCUUAGAACGGCAGGAGUAAAGUUGGCUGUAGUGUCAAAUUUUGACACCCGACUGAGACCAGUGUUAAGGGCUCUGAAGUGUGAUCACUGGUUUGAUGCUGUAGCCGUGUCAGCUGAGGUAGAAGCAGAGAAGCCUAAUCCAACAAUAUUUUUAAAAGCUUGUGAGUUACUAGGAGUAAAUCCAGAAGAUGCUGUUCAUGUAGGCGAUGAUCGUAGGAAUGACAUUUGGGGUGCUAGAGAUGCAGGUUGUGAUGCCUGGCUGUGGGGAAGUGACGUUAACUCCUUCAAAGAGGUUGCUCAGAGAAUAGGUGUUGAGGUCUGAAAGGGUAGAUUGCUCUGUUACCAAAACUUAAUCGAUGCUUUCAGUGUGUAAAAAGCCGCUUCUUGUGUAUCUUCUCAUAAUCCCAUGUAUAUAUUCUGCUUUUGUAAUCAGUGUGAGACAGAUCACCAAGGCCUUUUGUUGGUGGGCAAUGUUUAGAGUGGAAUAAACAGGCUGUAGAACUUUGGUUUCUCAAUGCUAUAUUUGUUAGUUGCCUCUCUGGUUUA
This is a messenger RNA of Nicotiana tabacum (common tobacco), 1383 nucleotides long. RefSeq lists its product as uncharacterized. The record is from RefSeq and is a predicted model, not a curated record. NCBI's taxonomy places the organism in Eukaryota, Viridiplantae, Streptophyta, Magnoliopsida, Solanales, Solanaceae.